This is a messenger RNA of Vigna unguiculata (cowpea), 2237 nucleotides long. Its product is annotated as inositol transporter 4. Gene Ontology annotation, biological process: transmembrane transport; myo-inositol transport. Lineage: Eukaryota; Viridiplantae; Streptophyta; Magnoliopsida; Fabales; Fabaceae. The record is from RefSeq and is a predicted model, not a curated record. Gene Ontology annotation, molecular function: myo-inositol:proton symporter activity. Gene Ontology annotation, cellular component: membrane.
ACAAUUUGCAACAGCCCAAAUUCAAAUUGUGCACGAAAGAAAGUCAGCAACAAAGAAGAACAAGAAAAGAAGAGGAAGAGUUGCCUUCAAAUCCAAAGCCUCUGCGGAGUUUUGACGCAGUGUCAUACUGCAGAGUGUAUUUAUUGAGCCAUAUCGGUAUCAGGAUUUGGGUACUGCAUGAAAACCUUGCAUUGGGAGAAGUUCCGCACAAGGAACAGGGCAUUAAUUAUGAAUUAAUUUUCCUUGAAAACCAUCGUCUUCUUCUCUAGUUUUACAAUUCCACUUUGAGUUGUUGACGAGCAUUUCCCUUUCAUGCAUCAUCUGUAACCCGUGUAUGGUUGAAGCAAGAUGGAGGAAAGAGUAGCAGACAAGACCGAGUUCACAGAAUGCUGGCAUAGGACAACUGAAUCACCUUAUAUCAUGCGCCUUGCUUUAUCUGCUGGCAUAGGAGGUCUUCUCUUUGGUUAUGAUACAGGAGUGAUUUCUGGGGCCUUGUUGUACAUCCGUGAUGAAUUUGAGCAAGUUGACAAGAAAACAUGGCUCCAAGAAACCAUUGUGAGUAUGGCAGUUGCAGGAUCUAUAAUUGGUGCCGCAUUUGGAGGGUGGAUGAAUGACAAGGUAGGGAGAAAGAGAUCUAUUUUGGUGGCUGAUGUUAUAUUCUUUAUUGGUGCUUUGGUUAUGGCUGCUGCUCCUGUUCCAUCGGUCAUCAUUCUGGGAAGAGUUUUAGUUGGGUUGGGAAUUGGAAUGGCAUCUGUCACCGCCCCUCUAUACAUCUCUGAAGCUUCCCCGGCCAAGAUCAGAGGUGCUCUAGUCAGUAUCAAUGGUUUUCUCAUCACUUCUGGCCAAUUUCUCUCUUACCUCAUCAAUUUGGCAUUCACCAAGGCUCCUGGAACCUGGCGUUGGAUGCUUGGGGUUGCAGGAGUUCCUGCUGCGAUACAGUUCAUGUUAGUGUUGUCCCUUCCCGAGUCUCCUAGAUGGCUCUACAGACAGAGCAAAGUGGAAGAGGCAAAGCACAUUCUGUCAAAAAUCUAUCGUCCGAGUGAAGUUGAAGAGGAAAUGAGAGCCAUGGAAGAAUCAGUUAAAAGUGCGAGGGAAGAGGAAGGGUUGAUCGGGCACAGUGUAGUACAGAAAGUGAAAAAUGCCUUAGGUAAUGAUGUUGUUCGAAGAGCACUGUAUGCUGGGAUCACUGUCCAAGUGGCUCAGCAGUUUGUUGGCAUCAAUACCGUCAUGUAUUACAGCCCAACCAUCGUUCAGUUUGCUGGAAUCGCCUCCAACUCCACAGCUCUUGCACUUUCUCUCGUUACCUCUGGUUUGAACGCUGUUGGCUCUGUCGUCAGCAUGCUCUUCAUCGACAGAUUUGGAAGGAGAAAGUUGAUGCUUUUAUCCAUGAUUGGCAUCAUAGUUUGCCUCGUAAUUUUAAGUGCCACAUUCAAUUUAGCAGCACACCAUGCUCCUGCCAUUAGUAACCAGGACACCGUUAGCUUUGGUGCUAACUUUACAUGCCAGCCUUACACAAAGGCCCCAAAUUUCUCCUCCUGGAACUGCAUGCAAUGCUUGCAUGUGGGCUGUGCCUUCUGUGCUAGCACCGAGAAUGAUGUUCUUCCUGGAGCAUGCUUGGCAGCGGAAAAGAGAAUCAGAGGCAUGUGUCGUGCACAAAAUCGUGUAUGGUUUUCUGAAGGUUGUCCAAGCAAAAUUGGAAUUGUUGCAGUUGUAAUACUUGGACUGUAUAUAAUAGUGUACUCUCCGGGGAUGGGAACCGUGCCUUGGGUUCUGAACUCUGAGAUUUACCCAUUGAGGUUCAGAGGUCUUGGAGGGGGUAUAGCAGCAGUUUGCAACUUUUGUGCCAGUUUGAUUGUGAGUCAGUCAUUCUUAAGCCUCACACAAGCUUUAGGCACUUCUGCAACGUUCCUCCUAUUUGCAGGUUUCUCCCUCGUGGGUCUUGGGGCCAUCUAUGCACUGGUGCCUGAAACCAAAGGCCUUCAGUUCGAGGAGGUUCAGAAGUUGCUCCAGAAUGGCUUCAAACCUUUCCCAUUUAACAGAAAAAAGGAGGAUAACCAAGGGAAAGGACGAGCCUCGGCCUAGUCAUAACUAGUGCUCAUCUUGUUAAAGUACAUAAGUAGUUGUACUUAGGAUUCUUUAGAAUAAUCAUGUGGAUGAAAUGGAAUCUAUAAAUAUCCAUAUAGAACAACAUUUGACUUGUACAACACAAGAUAAACUACCAAAUAUCCUUCUUCUAA